Messenger RNA from Petromyzon marinus (sea lamprey), 3905 nucleotides. Lineage: Eukaryota; Metazoa; Chordata; Hyperoartia; Petromyzontiformes; Petromyzontidae. The record is from RefSeq and is a predicted model, not a curated record.
AUGGAAAAUCGCGUGAGGCGCGUGUCGCCCCCCUCCCCCCGCCGCCCCCUGCCCCGCCCCCCCCGGCAGGUGCUCACGGCAGCCGUGGCGUGGCUCAAGUGGCCCGGCGCGGAACAUCCCCGGUGGGAGGACGAGGAGGCGGCGUACGGCGUCCUGCGUCACGUCAAGUUCCCGUGCCUCCCGGGUGCCGCGCUCCGAGCCGCCGAGAAUCUCGCCGCCGAGUUGGGCCUCAAGUGCCGGCGGCUGGUGGAGGAGGCGUGGAGCUACAGGCUGAGCCCCGCGCGGCGGGAGGAGCUCAAGUCGGAGAGGUCCUGCCCGCGGCCCUCCACGGGGCGCGUCGAGGCGCUGCUGCUGAUGGGCAGCGACGCCAGCGUGUGCGUGAUGCGGCCCCUGCUGCCGUCACCAUCACUGUCGUCGUCGUCGUCGUCGUCGUUAUCGGCGUCAUUGUCAGCGGUGUUGUCGGCCGCAACAUCGUCAUCACCGUCAGCCUCAGCGUCAUCAUCGUCAGCCUCGGCGUCAUCAGCAGCAGCACCACUGCCUUCAUCAGCUGCAUUGUCAUCACCAGCGGCAGCGUUUGCAUCUUCGUCGUCACCAGCAGUAGCUGUAGAGUCGCCCGUAUCAUCACCACCAGCAGCAGUCGAUCGCGAGUUCUCUUUUACGACUCGCAUGGCACGGCUACCGCGGCCAACCUCCUCCACCUCGUUAUCGCAACCGUCGUCGUCAUCAUCAGCCUGUGCGCUGAUGCCCACGUCUAACGCGGCGGUGCUGGGCGGGUUCGUGUUCGUGCUGUGCCGCAAGGGGCUCGGGGGCACCGAGUCGCUCUGCAAGUACGAGCCGUGCGCCGACGGCUGGAUCGAGUGCCGCGCCCCAACUCCCACCGCGGCGACGACGACGACGACGAGGAGGAACUCCCCAGCGCUCGUGGCGGCCGGGGAGCGCCUGUACCUGCUGGGAGGUGGCGUGCGUUCCGUCUCCUCCUACGACCCCCGCAGUAACACGUGGAGGGAAGCCGGGCACCUGGAGCUGCCCGUCGCUUCCCCAGCGGCCGUGAGUUUGGGGGGCUGGAUUUACCUGUUCGGAGGGGAGAGCGACGGCACCGGCGCAGCGGGGGACUCCCGAACCGCGGGGGGCCACGGCGGCCCGGCGGUGGCGGCCGUGCAGCGCUACGACCCGCGGAGCGAGACCACGGAGCUGCUGAGGGACAUGCCGGUCGCCGAGCUGGUGUUGGCCGUGGCGUUCGAGGGCCGCGUGUACCUGGCGGCCCGGGCGGGCGGCUGUCCGCCGCGGCGCCUCCUGCAAUACGACCCGCAGCAGCAGGAGGCCAGCGGCGGCGGCGGCGGCGGCUUCACGGAGCUGCCGAGCGAGACGCCGAGCCGUGCCGCGGCGCUCACGGCGCUGGUGGUGCACGGGGCGCGCCUCUUCGCCUUCUCGGCGCGGUUCUACGCCCGGCGCAGCCGCCCGCGGGACGCUGCGUGGGAGGCGGCGCGGCCGAUCGCGGGCUUCACGAGCGUCCGCGACGCGGUCACCUUCCCCCUGGCCUGCGCCACGACGCCGGCCCGAGACGCGCCCGCCGCGGCGCGUCGGCAGCUGUAGUAUGCAGCUCUGUAGGGACUGCUGAUGGGGGUUCUUUCCCAUGCACGUUGAACUUCUUUCACACCGUACGUAGCCAAUCCGUGCUAAUCGGGAGGUGCGGGGGGAGGACAGAAUGCACAACGCACAACAGGGUGCUUUCAACACGUUGUGUGUCGUUCGAAACUAAUGGCAAGUGUUACGUGCUAUGAAGAAGGGCCAUUGUCCGAAACGUCGCCUAUCGUUUCCAUUUAUUGCAGUGUUAUUGACGGACGCGUAGAGUUUGUGUUCGUUGUUCUUGUGUUUCACUGCGUGCGCAGCAUUAACAAGCAAUGUAACGUGUUCAAGGGUGUUUGUGUCUGUUCACGCGCGCGUUGCGUCUUGUCAAGCGCUCCCGUGUCCGAUGAGAAUAGACGGACAGCGUCAUAACGAGCCUGCAUGCGGCGUCACUGCAGCUCAAUGGACACAGGUCUCCGUCUGUUCACACAUGAGCACAAUAGUCGCCCUACAACUGUUCUACGCAUACUCUUUGGUUCUUUCGGUAAAGUCACGUAAUUAGAAAUACAAUUAAACAAAUCACGACGUUUCGAUCGCAACACGUGACUUUACCGAAAGAACCAAAGAGUAUGGAUUCCUGCAGUCACGAAAGCUUAAAAUCAAGAUUGAACUGUUCUACGUUUCUCUAAGUGUACUAUGAUCAGUCUAGACAUGAUCUGCCCGUGCCGACUUACACUGCAGGGAAUUCAUGAUUUAACGUUAUGUUCGUGCGCUGUUUUAAGUUUCUCGUGUGACAAUUGUUUUUGCAUCGAUUAAUAUUAUCUCCAUUGCUGCAGUUUAUUUGUAUUUGCUUUUUGUUAUUUUCGCGACCCAGGUCACUUGCCAACAACACUCAUCUUGGUCUCUUGAAUUCUCGCCCUUAAAAACAAACUUGAAACUGUAUGAAAAAUAAGAAUAGGCUUGACCCUUGAAACUGCUUGUAGACUGGGUAGGUGUUCUUGUCUGGGUGAACCUGGGUCCACUCAGCCUUAAAUGAGUAUUGUACCUGGUGUGGUUGGCUACAUACGGUACAAAAGAAGGUAAACAUAAUACAAUGGGGAGGCAAAGGCGGCCGGGCGUAAUGUUGGUCACCGUGUGCUGCACCGGCUUUCACAUGUGCUCACUCACAGCACUUGCCCCAACAGUCUGUUGAAUACUAUACGGGGGAUAUUUGUCUUUGUGUGUAGGUGUUCCUGUGUGUUAGCCUGUACGUGAAAGGGGACGCAGUGGCACAGAUCCACCAACAAUAAGCGCCGGUGAGCUCAUUCAACAGGCGAGGGAGGAUACAUUGGCUGGGUCAAGCAGCCCGCAUGUCCAACCACCGCAUGCCCGAACACAGGGGUCGGCAACCUGCGGCUCUUUAAGGACUGCUUCGUGACGUUCAUUAUGAGGACCGUCUCCUAUUCACAUUACGGCUCUUAAAAUAUUUCGUUUUUUUUACCUAAUUCCCCAAAAAUGGCUCUUGUUAUUUUGGUUGCCGACCCAUAACCCUCGCAGCUUAUCUUUGGCCAGACAGGAAGCAAAAUGGGUACGGCAAGGGCUGGAGGAGGACUAAUAUGGUACAGGAGGCUGUGGAGCUGAAUGGACUUGCCGAUGACUGGUACCAGCGGUGUCAAGAUCGGCCUCUGUGGAGGAGGCUCGUGAAGGACGCUAUUUAGGCAAUUGGAGGCAGUCGCCUUCCAACAGCAAUGGGGGGCGGAGGAGCAAUACUCACAACAAUGAGCAAAGUACCGGGCGGAUAAAAUACAGCAAGAUAGCAGAGUGGGAGUUUAAAAUAACGUAAUACGGUUUAAAACAAGCCUGACUUUAUGCAUUAUACAAACAUGAAGAAGCGCAUUGUGAUCCGCUAGUCUUCGGACAUCAAAAUAAAUGUCAGCAAAUGUGACUGACUGACAGCAGCAGCAGUGAUAAGACAACUGUAGACCGGUUUCAUCAUUAUUAGGACUCAUCAACUGCAAAGAAUGCUGCUGGAGUACUCUGUAUGUGGAGGCCCCCACUUACACACUCGGGGGACCCGCCCAUUCGCUUGGCUAAUACUGUUCUGAUAAAAAAAUAAACUUUGUUAAUGAUGGGAAACGCUGUUCCAAUUAGUUUUUUUUAAAUCGUCAUUUACAGCGUUGACAGUGGGGAGUGCAGGUGGAGCAUCCGGCAGUCAACUCAGUGAACACCUGGCCAUGUCCCAUGACCUGCCAGCGAGCCUUUGACACUUCAGGUGGCCUCAAAAUGGCACACCAGCUUUUUUUUCUUUUACCUGGUAAGGCCCACUGAGCUAUUUAGCUGUUUUUUUCAUAAGUGACCUG